Messenger RNA from Humulus lupulus (European hop), 5046 nucleotides. RefSeq names its product protein LONGIFOLIA 1. Lineage: Eukaryota; Viridiplantae; Streptophyta; Magnoliopsida; Rosales; Cannabaceae. The coding region runs from base 1564 to 4842 and encodes 1092 amino acids. The record is from RefSeq and is a predicted model, not a curated record. Gene Ontology annotation, biological process: regulation of monopolar cell growth. The transcript has 6 exons.
AUGUUCGGAAUUAAUUUUUCCAUUUUCCAUAUUUUUGCUCUUUUGGGGGAAAAUGUACAACAUGUUCACCUAUUAUGGACUAAACUGAAGCUUGAAGUUGAAGGGUGGUAUGGUGUGGUGGUAAAAGGAGCAGCCGACAAUAGUAUGAAAGGAAAAGGCAUUUGGACAUAUAUACAGUUUUACACACUAUAUAUUUAUAAUAGUUUUGCUUGGAAAUAAAAAAAUAAUAAAUAAAGAGUAAGAUCUUGCAUUGCAGGUCACAUGCACAUGCAGACAAGGCUAGACCCACCCACAUACACAUCUCACAUGGAUGUCUGGGAUAGAAGCCUUGAGGAUUUCUGACCCACAAAAAUACAUACAAACACAACCCAACAGCCUCAUACACAUGGUGCAUGCCCUUCUCUCUCUCUCUCUCUCUCUCUAGAGUAUAAUUAUAAUAUUUAUUAGUUUAGCCAACGCUUGGUCUUGACUCUCUCACCAGAUUCGUUUACACAUUUUAAUGAUAUAGCAACACCUUCCUGUCUCUCCUGAGCUGUCUUUCCACUUGUUCCUUAUGGAAAAAUCUCUUCUUGGAUCUGCAGAGAUUCCUUGUUACAAACCGGUUUUGCAUAGGUUUUAGUUUCUUUUUAGGCAAAUUGAAGGUAAUGUUAGGUGCUGCUGGUAAAAAAAACUCUGGGUUCUGUGUUUCAUUGUUGUACAUUGUAAUAGUUAAAUGUUAAUGGGUCCCUCUCUCCGUUUUCUUUAGGCCCUUUGAUGUGAAACACUGUUUUGCCUGAUUUGUUUCUCUGAAACGAAACAACUUUCUUUCUUUCCACUCAUUGGUUUUGUGAUAUGGUCUUCUGGGUAUGUUCCUUUUUCCUGUUGUGGCUUGAAAACUUAUAGUUGUUUGGAGGAGAAACCCGUGAAAUACUCAAAAGGGUACUUGCUUCAUCGGAAAUUUUGUAGUGGGUUGUGAUUGUUUGAUUGCAAAAGCAAAGAUUUCUUUUAAAUUUUUUAUUUUGUUUAUUUCCUUGGUGGGUUUUCAAGGAAGAUAAAGUUUGUUUCUUUGAGCUGUAACUAGCAGAGGAAAUAGGAUUUUCAGAGCAAUUGUGGAGUAGAUUAACUUGAUUUUGGUUGUAUGGGAUGCUGUGAUUGGAUUUAAAAGAAUGAAUAAUACGGAGAGCUUAAAUUGAGCUACUUCUAAUAUACUACAUUAAGAGAGCAGACACUGUUAGGAGGGCAAGUCAAGAUUUUUCUUGGUACUUGAAAGCAGGAUAUUGUUGUCAGAGGAAGCCAAGGUUUUUGAGGUGCGUGAAAUUCUUGAGUUACCCGAGAGUGCCAAGCAUAUUCAACUGCAAUUUUCUGAUAUUACUGAUUUUUGUGUCAGAACUCAGAAGAGGGUAUGUAGCUGAGUUAGGUGUCUGAAAUUACUGAUAUAGAGGUUAAUAAAGGUCUUGAAAGUUGUAAAGCUUCAAAGACUGGUCCAACAUUGUGGAAGAGACUUAUUUUUUGCAGAUGGCUCUGGUUUUAAUAAAGUUGAGAAGAGGAGACUAGAAUUUGAUUUUGUGGAGAUAGGAAGUUAAGAUGGCUGCUAAGAUUUUACAUUCCCUAGCUGAUGAGAAUCCAGAUUUACAAAAGCAAAUAGGAUGCAUGACUGGGAUUUUUCAGAUUUUUGAUCGUCACCCUGUCCUUACUGGGAAGCGCAUUAGCCACAAGAGAUUUCCUCCCCCAGGAACUUCCAGUUUCAGCAACAUUAAUCUGGAAAGACAAUCUAAUAAUUUGCACUAUCAGCAGACUUCAGGAGAGGUAAAUUCAAACAAGAGUGUUAAUGAAAAGCAAAGAUUUUCUACAGAAUCAUCAAGAGCAUCUGUCUCAUCCUCUUGUUCAUCAGUAUCAUCUCUGGAUGGUAAUAAAACAGCUCAGCAGGAAGUUUUUUCAUUUGAUCGAAUUAUUAUCCCUGAAACUUCAUCAAAGGAUCCAGUAAGAAACCAAUCAAGCAUCUCUCCACGGUUAGGGAGGCACUCCCUUGACCUCCGAGAUGUGGUCAAGGACUCUAUGUAUAGGGAAGCCCGAGGACUAUCAGUUAAGACUGCAACUAAAGAGGAAGCAGCAGGAGGUCAUGGAGUAAAGCAUAGGGACUCCCCAAGGCCCUUACAGCUUUCCAAACAUGUGGAUGAAUCUAAUGGAGUAGGAAUUAGUGGAAAACAAAAUACACCAGUUGACCUGAAGGAGUCUCUUAGAGUUCUUGCUAAACUGAGAGAAGCUCCAUGGUAUUAUAAUGAUGCUAGAGAAGAUCCAGGAUCAUCAAAUGAGUCUAAAGAUGGUUCAUGGCACUCAAUUUCAAGGGAUGCUCGUCGAUUUUCAUGUGAUGGAAGAGAAACUAAUCGUCUAUCAUUUGAAUCACGAGAUUCCUUCAAAUCAACUGCUAAGCUAAAAGAGUCACCGAGACUUUCAUUGGAUAGUCGAGAAUGUUCAAUGCGAGGUUCCAACCUUUCAAAGAUUGCCAAGAGUUGUAGAAUGUUGAAUGAGAAUGACCCUAGUCUGCCAGAGUCAUCAGGAACUCAAAACCGACCUCCUAGUGUUGUGGCAAAGUUGAUGGGCUUGGAUGCAUUGCCAGAUUCUACUUCAGCUGGGGAUGGUCAGUUGGGUUUGAUCAAAACCUUUCCAAUUCAAGAUGGUGAUUCGUCUACAAGGUCACCAACAACAAAUAAUCUUAAUAGGCCAAUUCGACUUCCAAACUCCCCAAGAAACUUACUGAAAGAGCCAUCAUCACCACAAUGGAAUAAUAGUGACUUUGUAAUGAAGCCCAUUUCAAGUUCAAGGUUUCCAAUUGAACCAGCUCCGUGGAGAAUGCAAGAUGGAAAUAAAGGUUCCCAGAAAACUAGUUCUAGACCUGUAAAAGUUCCAGCAAGGACUUCAAACUCCUUCCCAUCUGUUUAUAGUGAGAUUGAAAAGAGACUAAAAGAUCUAGAAUUUAAACAAUCUGGGAAAGAUCUCAGGGCUCUUAAGCAGAUAUUGGAAGCAAUGCAAUCAAAGGGACUGCUAGACACCAGAAAAGAAGAACCAGAUUCUAAUUUUGGAGCGGCGGGGUGCCAUGAACAUGUGAGUUACAAUCUAAAUCAAAGGUCUGCAGACCAAAGGUAUUCACAGAGCAACCAUCUUAAUGGCUUCUCACUUAGAGGGCCUGGUUCCUCAAGGACCUUUGAGUCUCCAAUUGUGAUCAUGAAACCAGCUAAACUUGUUGAAAAAUCUGUUACAUCUACUUCCUCAGCAGUUUCUGUGGAUGGCCAUUCUGAGAUCCAUAAAUCUCAUAAUGGUGGAGCUGUAGAUGGUAAAAAGGUUCCAAAUAACAGCCGAACGGCCCCUAAGUUCAGUCGUAGGGAUGCUGCUGUCAAUUCUGUUGACAAGAGAGGAGGUGCCAGGAACACAAAAUCAGCUCAGUCUAGGUCUCAACAACUUUCAAUGCAAAACACGGCAACAAAUACAGUGAAGAGCUCAGCUUCUGUGAGCCCAAGACUACAACAGAAGAAGCUUGAGAUGGAGAAACGAAGUCGUCCGCCUACCCCUCCAUCUAAUUCAAACAAGCCUAGAAGGCAAACUAACAGGCAGUCAACAGACACAGGUUCACCAGGUGGAAGAGCCAGGCCAAAGUAUAAUAACUCACAACAAUGUGAUGAUCAACUAAGUGAGAUUAGUAAUGAAUCAAAGUCUUUGAGUUGCCAAGGUGACAACAUAUCUUUGCACUCAGAAGACAAUAUGCUUUUGGACUUAAAAACAGAUGUCGAAGUCACCAGUGUUCUACUAUCUACUGACAUGAAUUGCAGUCUGAGUCCAUCCAUGAAGGUUGCCAAAUACUUGGAAUCUGGCUCAAUACAGAAGAGAGCAACUCCAAGGCUUGAUGAAGAAGAGUCAUUUGCAGAACUCCCUACAGUCGCACCCGAACAUCCUAGUCCUGUUUCUGUUCUUGAUACCUCUGCUUACAAAGAUGAUGCUCCUUCUCCAGUUAGACAGAUACCAACUGUCCUCCGAGGUGAUAAAGCUGAGGAUUCCAAUGAAAUGAAAAACUUAGAUCAAGAUCAAUGGAGCUCCCCUGAUAAAAGCACAGGGUCUGGCCUUACCUCUGAGAUCAAUCGCAAAAAGUUAGAGAAUAUUGAAAACUUAGUUCAGAAGCUUAGACGAUUGAACUCCAGUCAUGAUGAAGCAAGGACAGACUACAUUGCAUCUCUUUGUGAGAAUACAAAUCCCGAUCACAGAUACGUUUCUGAAAUAUUGUUGGCUUCAGGCCUCCUACUCAGAGAUCUUGGUUCUGGCCUAACAACACUACAUCUCCAUCCCUCAGGCCACCCCAUCAACCCUGAGUUAUUCUUUGUUUUGGAGCAAACCAAGGCAAGCAGCCUGCAAUCAAAAGAAGAAUGCAGCCUUGUCAAUGCUGUCAAUGUUAAAUCGGACAAGGAGAAACUUCACAGGAAGCUCAUAUUCGACGCUGUUAAUGAGAUUCUUGUUGGGAAGCUGUCAUUGGUUGGUGAGUCAUGCAAACCAUGGCUGAGGACGAAAAAACUAGCAAAGAAGACCCUCAAUGCACAAAAGCUUCUAAAGGAGUUGUGUUUUGAGAUUGAACAAUUCCAAACCAAAAAACUAGACUUCAGCUUAGAGGGUGAGGAUGAUGGCUUGAAAACCAUCCUGUGGGAGGAUGUUAUGCAUCGAUCGGAGAAUUGGACAGACUUUUCUGGUGACAUUUCUGGAGCAGUCCUAGAUGUAGAGCGCUCCAUUUUUAAGGACUUGGUAGAUGAGGUUAUUAAGGGAGAGGCAGCGAAUUUGCGAGCCAAGCCAGGGCGCCGACGGCGAAAGCUGUUUGCAAAGUAGUGUUCAACUGCAUUCUUUUCUUCUAUUUCACUGUCAUUAUGAUUGUUCUUUCUUUUUUUCUUCUGACAAGAAAGUGUAAUAAUCUACGUGUAAGAUCAAUUACGGUUCUUUGCCAUGGAUUUGUAAAGAAGUUAACUUUCAAAAUUUUACAACAGAAUUGUUAAGGUUCAAAUAUAUGAUAUGAUUAGACCCCAUUUCUUGACA